Haliotis rubra (blacklip abalone) is the source of this 802-nucleotide messenger RNA. RefSeq lists its product as uncharacterized. Lineage: Eukaryota; Metazoa; Mollusca; Gastropoda; Lepetellida; Haliotidae. The record is from RefSeq and is a predicted model, not a curated record. The coding region runs from base 12 to 704 and encodes 230 amino acids. The transcript has 2 exons.
GCCCCGUCGAUAUGAACGUAGGCGAAGCUGUGAGAAGUUCCCUGGACACGGUCUACACACAACCACCAUUCCCCCCAGUGUAUAUGCAAAGCCAAGGUCAGUACCAACAAAACCUUUACCACCAAUCUCAGCAAACUCAACACAAUCCCGACACGGCAGCCAUUUUAGCAGAGUUGGAGCAGAUGGAUGCCAAACUCGCUAAGCUCGAUGCUAUUGAACAUGAUGUGAGUUCUAUUAAGGCAAAUAUGGCUAGGCUUGAGUUGAAAGUUCAGGAGAUCGAUGGGAUUAAAACACGUAUAACUGAAGUCGAAGCAAGCACACGAUUCAUCAGUGAUGGUUUCGAUAGAUGGAACGCAGAUAAAGCAGUUUUAGAAGCGGAUCUACAAUCACUGAGGGGUAAGGUGGAUGCAUGUGCACCCGACAUAUCGCGCCUAAAGGAAGACCACCUCGCUCUGAGAGAGUACACAGUUGAUCUCAGGUGUAGGUCCAUGCGGGACAACCUUAUAUUUACUGGUAUCCGCGAAACAGAACCCCAGCCUACCCUGGAGCAUUGCGAGAAUGUGCUGAAGGGAUUCAUUAAGGAGCACCUCCAAGUAGACUGUGAUAUCAUGAAGUUCAAACGUGUUCACAGGAUCGGAGCUAAACAACAACAUGGAGGAACAAUGAGACCGCGCGCCCUCAUCGCAAAGUUUAUAUACACAUGAGACAGAGACACGGUAAAUGGAGCAGUUUCCAGAUGAGGUCGCCCAAUACCGAAGGGAGGUGCUCAUGCCCCUGCUGAGAGAUGCCAGGAGACAAGGUA